Molecule: messenger RNA, 471 nt
Organism: Anguilla anguilla (European eel)
Lineage: Eukaryota; Metazoa; Chordata; Actinopteri; Anguilliformes; Anguillidae
Product: serine/threonine-protein kinase pim-2-like
Exons: 2
Coding region: 13-378 (121 amino acids)
Biological process (GO): protein autophosphorylation
Cellular component (GO): cytoplasm
Molecular function (GO): protein serine/threonine kinase activity; ATP binding
Source: RefSeq, a predicted model, not a curated record
UAUUCCCCUGAAAUGACGAAACUCCACAGCACACAGAGUGGCCGUUUAAUAGAAUGGCCAAGAGCGCCCCCUGGCUACAGCUGCCACUGUUCUCCGUCCUGCACAGCUGGCACCUGCCUGCACAUGCCCCCAGAGUGCUACCUGCGCUCCGAGUUCCACGCGGUGCCCUCCACCGUCUGGCAGCUGGGGAUCGUGCUGUACCAGAUGCUGACCCGGAUCCUUCCCUUCAGCACCCCCAAAGAAAUCAUCUACCAGGAGCUCUACCUGUGGCAGGAGCUCACCAACGAGUGCAAAGACCUCCUGCAACGCUGCCUGGACAAGCGGCUUCGGGGCCGGCCGACCCUGGAGGAGAUCCUACAGCACGCUUGGUUUCAGUAAGACCGCGGGGGGACGAGGCAACGGGCAACGUGUCCAUCGCCACUGUUACCGCAGAAACCCAAGCGUGGGUAUGGCUCGUUUUCCCCCGGGUGU